Molecule: messenger RNA, 1596 nt
Organism: Iphiclides podalirius (scarce swallowtail)
Lineage: Eukaryota; Metazoa; Arthropoda; Insecta; Lepidoptera; Papilionidae
Source: the annotation of a GenBank genome assembly
AUGGCUCCUAAUUUAGACGACGUACUAGUGAAUGAGAUCGGACAAUUUGGUAGAUACCAGAUAAAAAAUAUUCUACUUGUUUCGAUACCCAUGAUAAUGUCUGGUUUCGCAAACGAAUAUGUAUUUUCCGCUGCAGCGAUACCACAUAGAUGUCAAAUCCCUGAAUGUGGCGAGGUUAGCAAAAGCGUUGCGUUUGAGCCCGAAUGGAUCUUGAACGCAAUUCCUCAGACAGGUUCUGGUUUCUCGAGUUGCCAACGGUACGCUCCGACCGGAAACAACGGCUCCCUGGACUACUGUCCAGCUGACAUUUUUUAUCAGGACAAUGUAAUCGCUUGUGAUGGCUUCGUUUAUAGCAAAAAUAAUACAGUAGUCUAUGAAUUCGACUUAGGCUGUCAGGAAUGGAUGCGUGCGUUGGCUGGCACCCUAAACAGUAUCGGAACACUGCUGGUGUUGCCAAUAACAGGAUAUAUCUCUGACCGCUUCGGACGUCGCGUGGCACUGGUCGUGAAUAUUUUUAAUUUCGCCCUCUUCGGAACAAUUCGAGCUUUCUCCACUAGCUACCCUAUGUAUUUAGUGCUUCAGAUCCUCCAGACAACAUUAGGCGCUGGCUUGUACAGUUCCGCAUACAUUUUUGCCGCGGAACUAGUCGGACCGAAGUACCGAGUACUGACUGGAGCAAUAUGUCCGUCUAUGUUCGCCACUGGCUUGAUGGUGUUAGGCGGCGUGUCCUGGAUGAUACAGCCCUGGAGGUACAUGAUAUUGGCCUUACACGUCCCAGUUUUCCUCACCAUAUGCUACUAUUGGAUCCUUGGCGAGAGCGUUCGGUGGCUUCUGUCAAAACAAAAGUAUACGCAAGCGAGAUUCGCUUUACAGGAGGUGGCGAAAGUAAACAAAACGACGAUAAGCGAAAAGUCACUGGAGGCUUUGGUUAAUCCUAAGCUACCAACUACAGUUCAAUCCUCAGAUCGUGUAGGAUUAGUAGCAUCGGUUUUCCGUUCUCGUAUUCUCUUGCGACGAGUCUGCACUACCCCGUUCUGGUGGAUAGCGGCCACGUUUGUGUACUACGGCCUCUCUAUCAACUCAACUGGCUUAUCCAGUGCCAUGCAUCUGAACUACAUCCUCACGUGUGGCAUUGAGAUCCCCGGAUACUUUUUUGCUACGCUGGUUCUGGAUCGUAUCGGCCGAAAGCCUACCUUGUCCGGGGGCUAUUUCUUGAGUGUGGUGUGCAACUUGACUUUUGCGUUUUUGCCCAAAGAUCUCAAAACUUUGCGGCUAAUAUUAUAUCUUCUAGGCAAGUUUGGUAUUUCGGUGGUGAUGACGUCAAUGUACCUUUUCACAUCAGAGUUGUACCCUACUGAAUACCGCCACAGCUUGCUAGCUUUCUCCUCCAUGAUCGGUAGGAUUGGCUCUGUGUGCGCACCUCUCACCCCAGCUUUAAUGGUGUAUUGGUAUGGUGUACCAUCUGUACUAUUCGCCGGUAUGGCUCUGCUAGCAGGACUUCUAGUUCUCACUCAGCCUGAGACUCUAGGAACUAAACUGCCCGACACAUUGGCCGAGGCAGAAGCGUUAGGAAAGACGAGUGCCAAGCAAUCAACA